AUGACUCGAAAGGCUGGGUUACAGCAUUUGGAUGCGGCAAAUUCAAGUUGCGAUGCAGAAGAUCAAAGGAAAUGCGCUAGCCCCGCUGAACACAACAAAGUUGUCGAAGAUAGAUCAGAAGCCCAGUCUGUUUCUUCCAAGAUUAGGCUACGAAUGCCUUCUCGAGAAUCAUCUUUCAACAGUCAAUCAAAAAACGGAGGAAUAGCAAUUCUACUUCGAGUUGCAGAGGCCGAAUAUCCAGACAGUGACCCAGAUUUCAAAUCCAGGCUAGCUGCUUCGGCAAUGCGUACGAACGGCAAUCGUCCUUCUUCCCGGGUUUCAAACAAUCCUUCAAGCUCAGCCCCAAGUGCAGCAACAACUUCCAAGCUUAAUGUUAGGAGAUCUUCUAGGAGACCGCCUUCAGGAAUCUUCGAUGUUGGUGGCAGGCGAUGGAGGCAUCGAAGGCCGAUCGGUCGAGCGGAUGUCAUUCGCAAUGCAAUCUACAGUGAAGCAGGGUCCGUCCUAUCCAGCAAAGAACGCACGGUGACUUCUGGUCAAAAGAGACCAGGAUUGAGCGAUGUUGCAAGCUCUGUGUUGGAGGAAGAGAAUCCAAAUGUUCUCCCAGGGUUUGUGAACAGAACAGGAUUCAAUCAACAGCAACGUUUUCGAGUUGGUGGUUACUCUGUAGCAAGCUCGCGUUCUGUAAUGUCCUCGAUUGUUGAUGAUAUUACACCCAACGAUGCAGCAGAUGCCGAUGAUCCAGGGAGGGGAAAUAUAUUUCUACAGGUCCAUCACCAGCAAGAAAAGAAGCGAAAUUCACAAAUGCUAGACCGUCGAAGCUCAUCUUGGUUCCUUUCGAUGUUGGAUCUGGCAAAACCGACGGACGAGUCUAGACGUGUACUCCAGACAGCCGUACCUCUUUCGAUUGGUGCAACAUCGGAGGCUGUAUUUCGUUUGGUCACGGCUUCUUUCAUCUCGCAAUACCUUGGUGCUGAAUCCAUGAUUGCGUAUCUCUUGGUAAUGUUGUUUGUUCGUUUGACCAGUGAGGAACUCUCGGGUGCCGUAGUUGAUGCCUUAUCAUCAUUCAUAGAAUCAUCAUUGUUCUCAAGGGAUGAGAACGCCGCUUUCAUGUCAGGGCAAUACAUGCAAACCGCUAUCAUUCUGCAACUGAUCCUUGGUAUUCCAUUGUUGGCAGCGUGGACUAUGUCAAUGAAUACAGUGGUCGGAUGGCUUGUUCAGUCAGCCUCGAUAGCAUCCAUAGCGGAAGAAUACACACGGAUUGCUGUCUUUGGCUACGUAUUCCAGUCAGUCAGUAGAUCCUUUACGGCCGUAUUUCACAUUUGCGGACAUGAACACUUUGAGUCUGUCAUUGAUUUUGUUGCAUCUACGCUACAAAUGAUUGCCAUUGCGUGCGUCGUAGCAUUGAAACGGAAUUCAAAUUUGACGACUGUGGCACACAUUCAGGUACUUGUGGGUUUCUGUGCGUGUGUCGCGAAAUUGGGAUAUCCAAUCUUCAAAGGUUGGGAGAAGCCUUUUCGAGGCGGAUUUGUCCGGAAUUUUGCUCUACUACAGAACCCCAUGAUGUUUUGGUAUUUGCUUCGUGCUGUAUUCCCUUUACUUAUCGGGACAGUGUUAGAAUAUGGCGAGUGGGAAGUAUUGACAAUUGUCUUGCGGUACCUUGGUCCUGCUGAAGUUGCGACUUGGUGUUUGCUCGGUGCUGUGUGGGACGUUCUGGAGGCUUUUACAGAAGGUAUUGGAGAGGCAGCAGCCACCCAGGUUGCAUUCCUGUUGGCUGCGGCACAACCAAAACGAGCGAGGAAACUGUCAUUCUCCAUUCUCUAUCUCGGUCUUGUUCAAUCGCUUCUGAUUACUUCUGGUUUGUUCAUGAGUGGCAGGCGUCUAGCAAUGUUAUUGACGACAGACAACACAAUGCAGCAUAUGGUGAAUGAUGCGAUGACGCUACUCGGAUUUGCAAACGUUGCAAUGUCAUUCUCUCAAGUUGGCUGGAGCUUGAUUGGCGCACAAGGUCGAUUUCGACUCGCAACAUCAGUCAUGUUCUUUAGCCGUUGGCUUGUUACAAUUCCGGUCGCGUUGGUAACCAUCUUCGUCUUCUUUCUGGAUUUGAGUUCCAUAGGCGGGUGCCUAAUUGUCGGCUACUCCACGGCAUCCUGUGUACUCACUUUUAUUGUAAUCCGCAGUGAUUGGGAUCGACUAGCUAAUUUGUUGCAACAAAUGAAUAACCCUUCUGAGAAGGAAGAUUUGGACUUUGAAUUUGAUGACAGCGACGAUUCUAGUGAUGGUUUUGGUGAUAUGAAUAGUAAUAAUAGCGACGAACAAGCUAACGAGGCGGCGCAACAAACAGCAGGUUAG
This is a messenger RNA of Cylindrotheca closterium, 2349 nucleotides long. NCBI's taxonomy places the organism in Eukaryota, Bacillariophyta, Bacillariophyceae, Bacillariales, Bacillariaceae. The record is from the annotation of a GenBank genome assembly.